This is a messenger RNA of Williopsis jadinii, 408 nucleotides long. It is a transcript of the gene POP7, whose product is annotated as ribonuclease P/MRP protein subunit POP7. Gene Ontology annotation, cellular component: ribonuclease MRP complex; nucleolar ribonuclease P complex. Gene Ontology annotation, biological process: nuclear-transcribed mRNA catabolic process, RNase MRP-dependent; tRNA 5'-leader removal; intronic box C/D snoRNA processing. Gene Ontology annotation, molecular function: RNA binding. The transcript has a single exon. Lineage: Eukaryota; Fungi; Ascomycota; Saccharomycetes; Phaffomycetales; Wickerhamomycetaceae. Bases 1 to 408 code for a protein of 135 amino acids. The record is from RefSeq and is a predicted model, not a curated record.
AUGGCCGACGCGAGCAGGAAGAAACCACGGCUACAGGGCAAGCUGGUGAAGCAUGCUGCGCCUAGCCAGUUCAAAUAUUCCAAUCUUCAGACGACGGUAAGGAUCCAGCACAAGACUCCGUACAUAAGUGCUAUCAAACGGGUAGACACAAUGAUGAAGGCGUUGAAAGGCCGGCAGCCAAAGAAGUCCUAUAUCACUGUGCUUGGGAUGGGGGCCACGAUCGAGAAGACCAUGAAUAUAGGAGUUCAUUUCCAAGCCCAAGGUUGCAGAGUUGAAGUUUUCACCAAGAGUGUUGAGGUUUUAGACGAGUUUCUAGAUCAGGACGAUAGCGAUGAUGAGAGCGUUCUCAGGAAGAGAAGCGUGAGUUGUGUCGAGCUCAGGGUGUAUAAGCCAUUUGACCUACAGUGA